This is a messenger RNA of Priapulus caudatus, 4743 nucleotides long. Its product is annotated as D-glucuronyl C5-epimerase-like. The record is from RefSeq and is a predicted model, not a curated record. Bases 375 to 2237 code for a protein of 620 amino acids. Gene Ontology annotation, cellular component: Golgi apparatus. Gene Ontology annotation, molecular function: heparosan-N-sulfate-glucuronate 5-epimerase activity. NCBI's taxonomy places the organism in Eukaryota, Metazoa, Priapulida, Priapulimorpha, Priapulimorphida, Priapulidae. Gene Ontology annotation, biological process: heparan sulfate proteoglycan biosynthetic process. The transcript has 9 exons.
CGUCGUUUUAUCAUCUGGCUGUGUCCCAGAUACCAGUAUACUAGUAUCGGAAGGCUAAGGCCGGAUCAACAGCGCCGCUCCGCGGCCGCUCGCUCCGGCCGUAUACGUAUAAUACGUAUACGCUAUAAGCGGCGCAUUUUAUUUGCCUGCUUGGAAUCCAAUAUCCCGCCUGGAUGAUGGCUUUGCAGGUUACUGAGAAAACAUGUAUGACACAUAAAAAAGCAGUGAAUAUCCAGCUGAUCGCCUGUCCUGCUGGCGAAAGUGUGAUGAACACCAUGCUAAUGAAGUAAGAAGGAAACACGGUAAACGGAAAGAAAGCGAUGUUACGCAGUACGUGGGAAUAAAGGGACGCACUUUUAUUCGAUAAAUCGCGCAUGCAUCCGGCAAACGACUGGAAGAAUGAAAAUGCCAACAUGGGAAUGUGUAGAGUGACGACGAUGCGGUUUAACGUCAAGCUGCUGCUGUGUGUGAUCAUCAUCGCCGCCUGCCUGAUGAGCCUCUCCUGGUGGGCCAAAUGUGGUGAGUCACAGCUCGGCGACUCACGGCUAUACCCGGACCGCGCGGAGGAGUCGGGUAACCAUGCCAACUACCCGCAGGAUCCACGCGAUGCGAGAGUGCCCAAGCUGCGGCUGAAUCACGAGACGAACGCCGAGUCGUACAGCAACAUCGAGUGUCUCAUCAACGACGAGUACACCGUCUCGUGCCGCCGCGAGGGCAAGGAGGUCUACGUGCCGUUCAGCUUCCUCGAGAAGUACUUCGAGGUCUAUGGCAAGAUCGCCGUGUACGACGGACUGGAGAGGUUCGAAUGGCAGCACAGCUAUAGCAAAGUCUACAUUCCCAAGGGCAAGUACGAACCGCGCGGCAUCUUCAUGUCUUUCGAGAACUACAACGUCGAGAUCCGUGAUCGCGUCAAAUGCGUGAGCGGGAAGGAAGGUGUGCCGAUAACGACGCAGUGGGGCCCGCAAGGUUACUUCUACGCCAUCCAGAUAGCGCAGUACGGGCUGAGCCACUACAGCAAAAACAUCACCGACAAGAGUCCCGUCGUCGUCUCCUACAUGGACAGCGCGUCCAUCGACAGCGCGGCGCGGCAGUGGAAACUGCCCGACAAGAGCAGCAAGCUGAGCACCGUCAGGGAUGAGGAGCUGAAGCGCAGCGUGCUGGAGUUUCACACGUCAGACACACUCACAAGUCCCGGCGUGAUGCUGCGCCUCGACCGUGCCAACGAGCUCGUGCUCUCCACCCUCGUCAGCUUCACCGGCAACGGCAGCCUGGCUGUCAGCGUGCAGAUGCGCGACACCAAGGACAUCUACACGUUACACUACGUGCAGAGCGACACGGUGAUCAGCGCACGCGGUCGCGCCGUCUACUACGGCGUCGGCGCGCGCACACGCUGGAGCCGGCUCACGCGCGACCUCUUCAUUGACCUGCAGAAGGGGCUGCCGCUCAUCGACCGCUUCUCGCGCAAGGUCAAGCUGAAGAACCUCAAGGUCGUUGCCGUGUUCCUGCGCGGCGGCGGCCGCGUCGCCGACCUCACGCUGUCGACGACCGAGCAUCUGCGCUUGUUCUUCCUCGCUGCCGACUGGCUCGUCGCCAACCAGGACGAGAACGGCGGCUGGCCGAUCGACGUCACGCGCACGCUCAUUCCCGGCGUGAUGGAGCUCGCGCCGGGCUGGUACAGCGCGAUGGCGCAGGGCCAGGCGAUGUCGGCGCUCACGCGCGCCUACUGGAAGACGCGCGAGCCACGCUACGCGGCCGCCGCGCUUGCCGCCGCCGACAUCUUCAGCGUGCCUAGCGAGCGGCGCGGCGUCGUCGCGACCUACAUGGACAAGUACCGCUGGUACGAGGAGUACCCGACGACGCCCAGCUCGUUCGUGCUCAACGGCUUCAUCUACUCCCUCAUCGGUCUCUACGACCUCGGCGCGAUGUGCGGCGGCAGCAGCGGCGACGGCGCGGUGUGCACGGCCGCGCAGGCAGCUCGCGUCGCGCGGCUCUACCGCGACGGCAUGGUGUCGCUCAAGGCGAUGCUGCCGCUCUUCGACAUGGGCUCCGGCUCGUCGUACGACUUGCGGCACGUCGUCGUGCCGGGCAGCGCCCCGAACCUGGCGCGCUGGGACUACCACACGACGCACAUCAACCAGCUACUGCUGCUGACGACUAUUGAUGACUCGCCCGUGCUCAAGAACGUGGCCGCGCGCUGGAUGGAGUAUAUGAAGGGUAAGCGUGCCAAGCACAACUGAGGCUCGCAUGCUGGAUGGAGUAUACUGAGGGUAGCAUGCCAAGCACAACUGAGGCUCGCAUGCUGGAUGGAGUAUACUGAGGGUAGCAUGCCAAGCACAACUGAGGCUCGCAUGCUGGAUGGAGUAUACUGAGGGUAGCAUGCCAAGCACAACUGAGGCUCGCGCACUGGAUGGAGUAUACUGAGGGUAGCAUGCCAAGCACAAAUGAGGCUCGCGCGCUGGAUGGAGUAUACUGAGGGCUAGCAUGCCAAUCAACGCUGGCGUGAAGACAUCUGGUCACACGACCACUGACAGAAAGGACCACGUGACGUGUCCGGUACCGAUAAAGUCAUCGACCAGCAACCACUGCGACUCAGGGUGGAGUGUAGCGCCAUGUUCCGUCUAUCUUCUGUAUGGGGCACACGUCAUCAGUGCAACCGGACCGUCCGCGUGUCUGUAGCAGAGCCGGUCGGUGUAGGCAAUCGCACAUGUAAAACAACACACCAGGAGGAGAAUCGGCUCACUGUCGUGUGGCCAGUGUAGCUACAACCUCUCUCUUAAGCCAAACUUCUGCUGCACAUGAAAAAAAGUGUGGUUGUAGAAAAAAAAAAGUUGGUUUCGGUUACGAUCCUAUCCAUAAAAAAACUGUGAUGAUUUCCGACAUAGCAUGGCUUGUAGUAAUUCACGCGUGCGUGUAGACAGAAAAUAUGCUUAAUCACUUCCACUGUCCAGCGCCAGGUGGCGGUAGCGACCACCACAACCACAACCUAGUCCCUUUAUAUAGAUAUCUUCUCUAUAAAGGGACUCUACCACAACCACGGCACAUUAUUAUAUUUCACAGCAUUUCCCACCCUGAAAAUUUGUAAAACUUGGUUAUUGGUGGGGCAUACUAAUAACUAAUAGUGCAGUACAUGUAAUUUCACAUCUGGGAUAUACGAACACUAGUAGUUGCAGAUGCACAGCUAUUUUCUGUGGGAAGAAUUUCUUGGCAAUAUAAGGCAUUGCUGAAAUCACAGACUAUUUUAGAUAUCAGAAUACAGUACUAUAUGCUUUCAAAAUGAAAAGAGUGCAUGUAAAAUAUGCUUUUAAAAUGCUUCCAGUGACAGUUGCUAUGUGAAUAAAAUUCCAAUUGUACAUAGGCUAUUGUCAGAUAUGUCCAUUGUUGCCUGGAAAGUGGGCUAAAUUCAUGUGAAUUAUUUUUAUGCUAUAUAUUUAAAAAAUGGUUGGAUAUAUCAAUGAUAUAUUAAUGUAAAUAAUAUAAUUAAAGCACAAAUAUUGUUACUGUUAAUUGUAUUUAAAGGGUACGUGCUAUUAUUUUAGAAGUGACGUACCUAGGGUGACACAUGGUAUUUCAUGUCUACUGAAUUUUACAAUUUAUUUUAACCAUAAUGUUAUAUUGUUAGGCAUUAUAAAAACAUUACCAUUUUGAUCCCAAGUAUAUUUCUGAUGUUCAGUGGCAUGAGGUCACAGCAGUGCGCUUUGAGUUACAAUAAUGUUACAAUGUAAAAUGUCAUGUAAUUUCCUCAAAGAACAGUCACAAACUCAUGGUUGUGAGUAAGAGUGUAAUUUUACUGUAAGGGUACUCCGCGGGCCUGCAUAGGGAAGUUGAUGCAUUUAUACUGGCAUUGUUUCGCUUUAUGUUGGGGAUGUAUAUCAUAUAUCCAUAAACUAGAAAAUACUCAAUUUCAGAAUGUAGUUUAUGCUCCACAUUGAUUGCAGCAUGUACUUUUUAUGCAUUCAAUAUCAAUAUUGACAAUAUUAUAUAAAUCAUAAUACCUAGGUGAAAGGAACUAACCGGCAACAUUGUUUUAUCAUUCGAUGUUCAUGCUCAUGUCUGUGCCCGACGCCGAAUGGCAUAUCGCUCCUGGUUUUACACUGAUUUGAGGGUAGUGAGUGUGUUUACAAGUGUGUGCCUUCCAGAUUCUACUAGAAAAUUAUCGGCUAGGGGCCUAGGGUUUACGUGCCCUGUGCAAACAGGUGGCACCCCCAUAUUCAGGUUGUUAUUCUGGCUUCUGGUAUUAUAGCAGCAUUCUAAGUGGUUCUAGACAGGCUCUUAAUCGGUGCAAAACGAUUCCAGGAACUAGCGCCGAUAAUUUUAAAAUAUGUCGCAAUUUUAUUUGCACUAUUUUCGGUUCUGGGGGCGAUACGUAAUAUGUUCAAGAGCUAAUAAUAAUAGGUAUUAUUAGCUCUUGAUAUGUUCAUGGUAUCAGCAAUCACGACCCACCUGUAGCAACCCACCUGGGCAUUCAUUGCAAGUGGCAGUGGGGAAAAUCUAUGCGCGUACAAAGUGAAUACUAUGUGUCACAAGAGGAAUACAAUUUUUAAUAGGCAUUUUGCAGAGGCUGCUCGUCAGCAUAGAUGGGGAAACAACAAGACCAGAUCGUCCGUGAAGGGUUACUACGUACGGGCGAUACAAUAAUGGCUUUGCCUGUAUGGGCUACAUCUUUUCUGUACCAUUUAUCGUGUUCGUUUAUCAUUAUGGGAAACUGUAAAUAAAGGACGUACGCAGUCGGUGGUAAAUUUUGAA